CUUGGCAGCUGAAUCAACGGCAGUGUCUCUUCACACAGGGACUAUCUUGAGACAAACAAGUCUGACCAUGUAUGCAGUCAUUACACUACAAGACUCAAAAGACCUGAAAGUGAUUCCCACAAAGUGGUUGAAUGAACGAAAGACACAAUGUCGCAUGCCUGCGUUCAUGUCACAAGAGAAGUUAACGGAAGCUGUUAAAAACAAUAUUGAGCAUUCAACAGGUGGAAUUCCAUGGGGGAUGUUUGAUAUUCAAGUUCAUGCAGAAUGUGGUACUUUUGAACAAGCUAAGGAGAAGCAAGAAGUGAUUAGAAAACAGAAUGAACGACCAGCUGCGGGAAUCUCUGGAAUACACAAAAAAAAUAAACUUGAAGAUUCUCUGAUAAUGUCAAAAUAUCCAUUUCAAUUGCCUAAUGCAUUUUCCUCUGGUGACAAAGAAAAGAUCUUCCAAAUGUUGGAAGAAAUCAAGAGUAGUGUUCAAGAAAACACUGCCAUGUUAAGGAAACUAAUAAAAGACAAUCAGAUUUCUGAGGCCCCCAGCAGCACUAGCAUGCCAUCUAGAGAUACUAUGUCAAACCUGAAUCUACCACUCAAAACCUUUGCAGAUUUGUUCAGAGCUGAAAACGAACUCAAGAAGCCAACAACCCGCAAAAAAUACGUACAACAUCUUUCAUCUUGUGGGGGUUUUAAUCCAAAAGAUGUGGUUAAGAAUAUAAUGCAACAUGUUCUAACUGAUGAUCUGGCAAAGGAAUUCAACUGGACAGGACGAUGUGAUAAAAAGCGCUUCUCAGAGCUUAACUUAGCAGAAGUCAUCAACGAAGCUGCAUCCAAACUUGUAAGCAGGGGAGAAUGUGAAACUGAAAUCAAAAAGUAUUUGUCUUACACAGCUGACCGACUCAGUCGGAAGAGACCAAGAGAUUUGGGAAAUGGUCCUGAAGCUGAGAGUCCAAAUGAGAUUUCUCACACAUUGUUUGACAGUGCCAUCCAGACAAAUGUUUUUUGGUCAGGCCUUGCACUUCCCCACAAAUGAGGAGAAGAUGAAGAGAAGCCUACUAAAUUUCAAGAGGACUAUCUGGUGUUACCCAUUAUAGAAAAUUCUUGAGAAUCCUUAGGAGAAUGUUUAUACUUUCUUUGUAAUAUGAGUUCAUAGAGUAAUAUACAUGGGAUAAUUGUGAGAUAUAUUAUGAGGUUACAAUGUUUAUACCCAGUCCUCUAUUUUUGGUGUUGUAAUAUUUAAAUAGACUUGAUUUUCUAGGGAUUUAUUAAUG
Xyrauchen texanus (razorback sucker) is the source of this 1265-nucleotide messenger RNA. RefSeq lists its product as uncharacterized. The transcript is spliced from 8 exons. Bases 68 to 1027 code for a protein of 319 amino acids. NCBI's taxonomy places the organism in Eukaryota, Metazoa, Chordata, Actinopteri, Cypriniformes, Catostomidae. The record is from RefSeq and is a predicted model, not a curated record.